Messenger RNA from Dreissena polymorpha, 1901 nucleotides. RefSeq lists its product as uncharacterized. The coding region runs from base 696 to 1886 and encodes 396 amino acids. The transcript is spliced from 7 exons. The record is from RefSeq and is a predicted model, not a curated record. NCBI's taxonomy places the organism in Eukaryota, Metazoa, Mollusca, Bivalvia, Myida, Dreissenidae.
AAUUAAACCUGGCAUAAAUAUACAAAUAAUUUACCUAAAAAGUUCCAAACUUUGAAAUAUAAUGAUUGUAUUUACAUAUUUUAUACAAAGACCUAUAGAUAACAUAUAGUUAUCUAUAGGUCUUUGUUUUAUACAAUAAGUCUAUUUUUCUCGUAAAUAUUUUAAAAGUGUAAUAUAUGACAGCCAAAAAUUGCUGAAUUCUUCAUUUCUGCCCUUGUGUUUCAAGAGAGAAUACUUUCCAUCCAAAUGGAGAGAGAUCUGGGUUCAUAUCCCAGUAGGGGCUUAAGAUGAUGCAUGCAAUAUUUUGUUGUUUUAUUUUCUAAAAACAAUAAAUUAAUGAUAAAGAAAUUAAUUUAGUAAGAGUUUUAACAUGUAAUAAUACUAUAGUAUUCAUAUAAUGAGUGGAUUUUAGAAUUAGUCAUGUCUUGAGUUUGUUUGUCAUUAUGAACAUUUUGUCUUAUAUCAAAUUUUUAUAAGUGACAUAAUACUUAAAUUUAGAUUUGAUAAAAGAAUAUUAUGUUUAUAAUUAGGUGCUACGAAAAGCUGUUCAGGAUCUGAUUUUGAAGGAGAUCGAGGAUGAGGUUUUCCUACUUUCAUCCAGAAAUGUUGCCUUGUCUAGUGUUCUUAUUCGAUAUCGCAGCAUUGAAAGCUUGUUUGAGAAUGGAGAACAUCUGAUCAAGGAGAUCAUUAGUGAAAUGUCAGAAAGACUUCCAUUCUUGUUUCGUAUCAUGGCAACCAUUGCUACUGGGGGCAAGGAGCUGCAAGGGACAAAAAUGGCCCCUGUAGCUACAGCAUAUGCAGUGCUAAUGAACGCACAUUCUGACAAGUUGUCGGCAUGGCAUAGGAUGACCACCAUUGUGGCCAUAAAAGGUCAUCUGGAAGAUUCAGCGUUAACAAGAUUCAACCGCCUUGGUGUUACCAUGUCCACAACAACUAAGCUGCGGUUGUUGGAUGAAGCCAGCAGUAUCAUGGACAAGGGCAUCGUAAGCCGAUUGCAGAAGUCCCCAUUAGUCAAGAUAACUGGUGACAACUUGGAUAUGUACAUUAAAACAGGCCAGCAAUCUCUAGAGAAGUCAAAUAGAGACCUUCAUCUGUUUGCCUCUAAUGUACUGUUCAACAGGAUUGCCAGUCCAGAUAAAUACAGUUUGGUGCCCACUCGAACACCACUGACAGAUCUGAAUGCAGAAAUGUUUCUCCUGAGUGGCAAUUACCGGAGUACGCUUGUGAACAGCUACUCUGUAAUACUUGGAAGAAUUCUUUGUGAGCUAAAAGCUUUCUCUUGGAUGGCAAAUGCAUUGCCAGAUCACAUUCACCACCCAUAUCAGCAUGAAAUGAGUCUGAAGUCAGACAUAUUCCAGCUGCCAAUUAUGAUGAAAAACGAAGCCAAACAUGAAGAUUGUGUUGACAUUCUGGACACUUAUGAGGCAGUUCUCAGUGAUUAUUAUCACAAGGCUUUUGGCUCAGAGGAUGUUCUUCACAAGUUUGGUGUCACCGUUGGUGGAGACCAAUUGACAAGAGUUCGGCUUGAAGAAGCCAAAAACCUCCGUGCAUUGGCUACUACACCCAACAAGCGAUUUGAGGACCUGCACCCAUUUGUAAUUGAGUUGUGGCACACAAAGCAAGAUUUUUUGGAGAAAUGCUUCAAAGCACUGUACAGUGCCUCUAGUGUACGCCAGCCUGGUACGCUCUAUUAUUUCAAGUCCAAUCUGCAGCGCACAGAUAUCAACGGAAAGGUGAAGGGAGGCUUCAAGGCACACCAUGAAUUCCUGUAUCUUGUCGGAACAGCUAUGGUUACUGAGCAGUUCCUUCAAUAUUUUGGUAUGGAAAAUGUUGAGUCGGAACCAACCAAAAACAUGCCCAUUAUGAAAAAAAAAUCUUUCAGAUAGGCGCAUUCAAAUAUU